This is a messenger RNA of Jaculus jaculus (lesser Egyptian jerboa), 1463 nucleotides long. RefSeq names its product CD5 molecule like (gene Cd5l). The transcript has 6 exons. Bases 1 to 1398 code for a protein of 465 amino acids. The record is from RefSeq and is a predicted model, not a curated record. Gene Ontology annotation, cellular component: membrane. NCBI's taxonomy places the organism in Eukaryota, Metazoa, Chordata, Mammalia, Rodentia, Dipodidae.
AUGGAGGCCCAGACAGGUCCUAGCUACCGCGGUCUAUUCCUCUUGGGUCGUCUAUUCUUCUUGGGUCGUGCCUACCGAGCCGAAGAGCGCGUGGGACAGACAAGGGCAGCAUGGAUGAAUGCGGGUUUCGGUGCACUGGAGGGUCACUGCGGCUUGAGUGGCAAGAGGACCCGUGGCGGCAGCAGGUUUGCCAAGCGGGAGGGCAGAGGUGGUGACAGCUCUAUCUCUGAAGGCGACUGCCGACCCCAGCCUGCAGACGUCCUGCUGGAGCGGAACCGGGAGGAGCAGGGAGGCUCUGAGCAUGCUCAGAGCUCAGAGUUAGUGCUGCUGCCGGCGGCCCGCCCAGCCUCGUGUCAGCCCACAGUCUCCAGCGGCCGGGCCAUGCCUCUGCUGCUCUCCUUGAUCUUUGAGUCCCCACCCAGGGUGCGGCUGGUGGGAGGCGCCCACCGCUGUGAAGGGCGGGUAGAGGUGGAACGCCAAGGCCAGUGGGGCACCGUGUGUGAUGAUGGCUGGGACCUGAAAGAUGUGGCCGUGGUGUGCCGGGAGCUAGGCUGUGGAGAAGCUAAGAAAACACCCAGUGGUGGGAUAUAUGGGCCACCAGCAGAAAAAGACCAAAGUGUCCUCAUCCAAGGGGUCGAAUGCACUGGGAUGGAAGACACGCUGGCCCAGUGUGCGCAAGAUCAGGACGUUUUCGACUGCGCCCAUGAGGAGGACGCCGGGGCGCUGUGUGAGAACCCAGAAAGCAAUGUCUCCCCAGUCCCGGAACGCAUUCGGCUGGCCGAUGGCCCUGGUCGCUGUGAAGGGCGAGUGGAGGUGCUGUCUCGGGGCCAGUGGAGCACCAUGUGCAAAACAGGCUGGGGCCUCCGGGCUGCUAAGGUGGUGUGCCGGCAGCUGGGAUGCGGAAGGGCACUACUGACCCACAGACAGUGCAACGAGGCUGCCCAGGGUCAAGGGCCCAUCUGGAUGAACCAGGUGUUGUGCUCUGGACAAGAAGCCAACCUCCAGAGCUGCCCCUUUAAGCCUUGGGAGAACAACUGCACCCACGAUGAGGACGUGUGGGUGAAGUGUGAAGGUGCCUUUGAGCUGAGGCUGGUGGGAGGAGACAGCCUGUGCUCUGGGAGGCUGGAGGUGCGGCACAGGGGCGUGUGGGGCUCUGUCUGUGACGACGGCUGGGGAGAAAAGGAGGACCAGGUGGUGUGCAAACAACUGGGCUGUGGGGAGUCCCUCCAACCGGCCUCCAGAGCCCGCAAAAGCUAUGGGCCUGGGACAGGCCUCAUCUGGCUAGAUGACGUUGCUUGCUCGGGGAAGGAACAGUCCCUGGAGCAGUGCCGGCAUAGGCUUUGGGGAUAUCACAACUGUGACCACAAGGAAGAUGUGGGUGUCAUCUGCUCAGAGUAGGGUCCUGGCCGAGCUCAACCUGAAACCCUGGGCCCUGCUUGCUCCCCGCUUUUUUUCACAUGGGA